AACACCGACCUUGCGUCGAUAUAAACUCGCUCUCCCACACCCAAAUAUUCGCUCUUUGGGCUCCAGAACCUUCCGUUCCCAUCCGGAAGCGAAACCAAGGCGAUCGAGCCGGUAUCCUUCCGCCUUCCGAUCUCGUCGAGGUCGACCGCUGGUGCUGGGUGACUUAUAGCUGGUUCAACGCUCUUAAUACCAGCUGUCCGUCAUGUUUAAGAAGCCUGCUGAGGCAAAAUCAUUGCAACGCUUGUCAGGAGCAGACAAGAAGAAGCUUAGGAGAAUCGCAAAGGAAAAGUUCCCACAAGCCUCGGAUGCUGACAUUGACGCUAUUCUUCCUCCCAAGGCUGAGAUAACAUUAGCUAAGUAUCCAAAUCGCGUGCAUGUGUAUGGUGUAGAAGGAGGCUUUCCAGUGCUUUUUGAUAUUGAUGGGCGAGGCACAGAGAUAUUUCCCACAGUUUAUGCACUCUGGAAGGUUCCUGAACUAUUACCUGCAUUUCUGCUCAAGGGGGGUGAGGUAUCUCGCUAUGUCAUUGGAGGUGCUGAUUUGAUGUUCCCUGGUAUUAGCAUACCUCCAGAAGGGCUGCCUCCAUUCUUAGCUGGGCAACCAUGGGCAGUAAAAGUCCCAGGCAAUCCGGCACCAAUUGCAGUUGGUUCCACCACUAUGAGUAGUGCUGAAGCCUUAAAAGCUGGUUUGCGUGGCAAGGCUUUGCGAAUAAUGCAUUAUUAUCAUGAUUCGCUGUGGGAAUCAGUUGAAGGUCAUUUCGUUCCAAAUGCAGGAUUUUUGGAAGAUAUUGUUGUUGAAGAUCCUGCACUAUCUUUGGAUUCUCAGUUUUCUGACACUUCUGGAGAUGCUUCAAGCAGUCUACGUGAUGGCGAAGCCAUAGAAAAAGGGGAACCAGAUUCAGAUACCCAUACAGAAAAGCAUGUCGAUGCUCCACAAGAUGUUGACGUUAGCAAUGAAAUCUCCGAAGAAGUGGUUGCUGCUGACAUGAGUGGGCUAAAGGUGUCAAACAAUGCACCUGCUGAAGAGCCAAACAAUGAGAAGGAACCACAGACUCUAUCCAGUGAAGAAAUAGAUAUUCUUUUGGACACAUGCCUUCUACAAGCAUUGCACACAAGUGUAAAAGAUAAAGACCUUCCUAUGCCCGGUAGCACAUUAUGGUCAAAUCAUAUACUGCCCUGCAGGCCUCCAGGCAUCAAUCUGGACAUCAAAAAAUCAUCUCAUAAAAAACUCUCGAAGUGGCUACAAUCUAAAUCUUCUGCUGGGCUGAUAUCAGCAAAGGAGGAUAGAUAUAAGAAAGAGGUCAUGUUACUUGCUAUCAACCGUGCUCAUGCAGACUAUAUGUCCUUCAGACCAGAGAAGCGAGUAGUAGAGACUGCUGAUCAGAGGCAUGAUCCCUCAGUUGGUGAAGGUCGGCAGGCCAAACAACAGCUUGAGCUAGCUGAGAUUUAUAAGCCAAGCACACAUGUCAAUCCCAUAUUCACAUCGCUUGGAGCUGAUACCGGGAAAUAUUACAGUGCAUCAGAGGCAUCUGAUGUUGUCUUCAGUUACAUAGAGAAAGAAAAUUUGGUCAAGCCAACAAAUAAGGCAAUCGUAGUUCUGGAUGCUGCACUGUGUGAUGCUCUCUUCAAAGGUACCAUCAAGAAGGGCUCAACUUAUCCUACAGAGAUCCAUAAGAAAGAUUUAGGAGCGACAUUUCUAAACCGCAUGCAAGUCCACCAUAGGGUGUCAAGGGGGAAUGAGGUUGCUGUACGCAAGGGGGCAAUUAGGCCCAUUCAGAUUAUGACUGAACGACGGCAGGGAAACAAGAAGGUGACAAGAGUCUCAGGACUGGAGUCUUUCUUAAUGGAUGCUGACUCAUUAGCAUCCGAGCUUCAAAGAAAAUUUGCUUGCAGUACAUCAGUAGCAGAGCUUCCAGAUUUGUCAAGUGAGUCAAGGAGGGAGGCAUUUGUUAUUCAACGAUCCAAGAGGACUGCUGCUGGACGCCUGCUAGAUACCGUGUUCUAGUAAGAAAGGGCAGCAUGAGGUUCUGGUUCAAGGUGGGGUGAUGGAUGUCCUUGCAAAACAUCUUCUUGACCAGUAUGGCAUACCAAAGAGGUACAUUGAGGUUCUCGACAAGACUAGGAAAUGAGAGGCAGGAAUCCUAGUGUUGAACUAAAUAUAAGAAAUGAAGUCAGGAGAACCCAGCGCUCCUUUUUUUCCAUGGCUGAGCAGUUUAGGGAGCUUCUCACUUAUAAGGCAAAGAUGUAAUACCUAUGUCAUCUCUAUGGAAAUUUAUGACCGAGUGGGAUUUGUUAUAUAUUGGGAGUUCAUUUCAAACUAAAAACCAGCAUAGUCUUUAAGCUUUUCAUUGGAUGUCUUAAAUUCCUAUUUUGUUGUUUUAUGAGUUGUGCAGCUCUGUCAGCUCUUAUGUUUUAAUUUCCGAAUGGUGGAUGUAUGACAUUGGUGAUGACCUUCUUUUUC
This is a messenger RNA of Elaeis guineensis (African oil palm), 2458 nucleotides long. RefSeq lists its product as uncharacterized. The record is from RefSeq and is a predicted model, not a curated record. Gene Ontology annotation, biological process: translational initiation; formation of translation preinitiation complex. Gene Ontology annotation, molecular function: translation initiation factor activity. Lineage: Eukaryota; Viridiplantae; Streptophyta; Magnoliopsida; Arecales; Arecaceae.